Messenger RNA from Sphaeroforma arctica JP610, 812 nucleotides. Its product is annotated as fructose-1,6-bisphosphatase. The record is from RefSeq and is a predicted model, not a curated record. The transcript has 7 exons. Gene Ontology annotation, molecular function: fructose 1,6-bisphosphate 1-phosphatase activity. Gene Ontology annotation, cellular component: cytoplasm. Gene Ontology annotation, biological process: fructose 1,6-bisphosphate metabolic process; sucrose biosynthetic process; gluconeogenesis. NCBI's taxonomy places the organism in Eukaryota, Ichthyosporea, Ichthyophonida. Bases 35 to 685 code for a protein of 216 amino acids.
GGCAUCAUCGGAAGAGAUUCCUUCUGAAGUAAACAUGGGCGGCAAGGGCUACUCUCUGGCCUUCGAUCCCUUGGAUGGGUCUAGUAUCAUCGAUAGCAACUUCACCGUGGCGACUAUAUGGGGAUGUUGGCCUGGUUCAACGCUGGUGGGUGUAGAUGGACGGUCCAUGACCUCCGCAGGUGUCACUCUGUAUGGGCCUCGUACCACCAUGACCCUGGCUGUCAGUGAGGCAGAGCACAGCCACGAGUUCCUGCUGACCGAGAAGGGCUGGGAAAGAGUUAAUACCUACAGCGUGAUUGGGGAGGGCAAACUGCAUGCGCCCGGGAAUCUCAGGGCGAUCAAAGACAAUGCCGGAUACGCUGAGCUAGUUCAGUACUGGCAGGAUAACACAUACCAGCUGAGAUAUACCGGUGGAAUGGCUCCCGAUGUGCUCCAGCUGCUUGUAAAGAAAAAGGGAAUCUUUACGAAUCCGCAUUCCAAAUCGGCGCCCGCGAAACUUCGAUGUCUGUACGAAACGAUCCCCAUCGCAUUCAUUGUGGAGAAGGCGGGGGGCGGUAGCAGCGAUGGCGAAGGUUCGAUACUCGACGUGAAGGUGACGAAUCUUGAACAGAAAAUGCAGGUGGCCUACGGAAAUAAGAAGGAGGUGGAGCGAUUCGAACGGAUGGUUGGAGUCAAGUAUGUCUGAGACCGCGCAUGUAAGGGCUGACACAGUAAUAAUAAUAUAGUUUCGCUAAUAGUUAUAAAUAACUCUGUAGGAGUAACUUAAAUAUUUGAUUGACUCCUAGCGACUCAUACAACUUAUUGCAUACCAC